Molecule: messenger RNA, 2121 nt
Organism: Phalaenopsis equestris
Lineage: Eukaryota; Viridiplantae; Streptophyta; Magnoliopsida; Asparagales; Orchidaceae
Exons: 2
Coding region: 307-2121 (604 amino acids)
Source: RefSeq, a predicted model, not a curated record
UUUAAUAAAGCUAUGUAUAUAUACAUAUAUAUACUCCUGACCUAUUUUUUCUUUAUAGAAUUAAAAGGCUCGGCCCAACGGCUACUUUCAGAUCCACCAAACAGCAGUGUACCUCCCGCCCGUUGACACCAAAUUUGAAAUCCAAAUACCAACAGCCAACACUCAAUCCAAAUACCAACAGCCAACACUCCUCGAUACCCGUGUCAUCCUCCGCCAAUCCUCUUAUAAGUCUCUCAGUCCUACUUUACCUCUCCACCAUACCUUCCUCAUCUCUUCUCGUCCUGAUCAGAACCCGAAGCGAAACCAAUGGGCGUUUGCUUCAGCAAGAAGAGAGAUCCUUCCUCCCCGACCAAAGCUCUCUCCAACAACUUACCCAAACAGAAUGAUACUUCAGUGAAGGAAGAGAAGGAGGAGCCUAAAGUAGCAGAGAAGAAGCCGGUUCUCUCAGCGGCCACUCCUGCCUUGAGGUCAAAGAAGGCUUUCGUUGCUGAAGAAAAGGAGAGAAAGGAAGGGGAAAUACCUGCGAAGAACAGCUCCCAGGCUGAAGAGGAACAGGUUUGUAAAGUUGCAGCUGCCGCUGAUGAGCAGCAGCCGGCGCCAUUGACGACUUCGAGCUGCACCAAAGAGGAACUCGAUGCCAUCCUGAUCCAAUGCGGCCGCCUUAGCCGCAGCUCAUCUGGUAGGACUUCGAAGGAGACAGAUGGAGGUAGGCAAAGGAGGUACUCUGGCUCUAAGAGAAGCUAUGACUUUGAUAACGAGGGGAGGAAGGAGCAAGAAGUUGAGCAAGAUAAUCAGUUGUCAAGGCCUUCUCCUCGCAGGCGAGCUCCCAACAGAGAGAGGUCAGGGAGUAGAGAAAGGGGGAAUAGCAGAGAGAGAAGAGUGAGCAGAUCUCCUGGAAAGAGAUCUGAAGGUCCAGUUUCCAAUACCUCUGUUUCAGAUAAGCAGAGGCAGCAACCCGCUAAGAUGGUAUCUGUUCCUGCUAGGGAAAAGGGAGCUUCUUUUGUGAGCGGCGACGUUGGUGGUGGAAAUUUGGGAGCAAAAAGGGCGACGGUCACCAUGCCGUCCGGGGGAUUGAGGAGCGCGUCUCCAAGGUCCCGGUCACCGGCUAACAACACCAGGCCAUCUAAUGAGAACGCCCAGCUUCAAUCCCUGAGCAGGAAUUCCUCUAGGAAGGCAGAGCAGUCUCCUUGUAGAAGAAAUCCUCUGGCUGAAAUCGAUGACAGCUCACUUAGAAACCAGAAUGGAGACUCCGACAAUGGGUUUCAGAAGAACAGAGAAGUAGAUGAGGGGGUGAGAAAGCAGGCGAGCACAAUUUACUCUUUUCAGAAGCCUGGUGAAGGCAUUAGCCAGAUAUGUAGUUCAGAUCUGAGAAACAGCAGCCAUGUCAGUGUCUCCAUUAAGCAGCAGCAGCUAAAAAAGCAGGAAAUAUUAGAAGAAGAGAGAGAUGCAAAGACAGCCAUUGAAAUAGAAAGCCACAUCCCAAGAACACUAACAAGAACCAGAUCAUCAAGAAGAUCAUCCCGUGAUCUUGACAAUAACUCAGGACUCAAUCCAACUUCUUAUGCUUCCUUGUUACUUGAAGACAUCCAGAACCAACAACAGCAGCAUCACACUGCCUUCUCCCUCCCAGCCUGCAUCUCCAAGGCUUGCUCCAUCCUCGAUGCUGUUGCCGAUCUAAAUUCCUCUUGCUCCGAACGCAGGAGCUAUGAAGCAGACCAAUCCACCAACAAAGGUGGAUUUACUAGAAGGGGAAUAUUGGCUCGUAGGGAGCCAUUUUUAGAGUCAGAGCUGGUAGUGAAAGAUGAUCUGAUUGAGCCAAGCCUGCACAAGUAUGUUACAGUGAGAGAAAUUAGAAGGGAUUUGGAGCCUCAGGAAUCUGCUGGGAGCAAUAGCUUCGAAGGGCAACCGUGGGCUUCCAUGUGGGAGAUGAAUUCAGUUGAUUCAGCCGGGGGGAUUUUCAUGACUGGUAACAUGACUCAGGUAGAGGUUGGGGAGGAAGAUGAAGUUGGCCAAGCUGGAAAUCAGCAACAGCAGAAGUCAUGGCAGAGAUCAGGAGCUUCUUCCUGCAGAAGGAAUUUCCCUGCUGAUCGUGUGACUGCGGCAACGCCGCGGGGCCGCUGA